AUGUUCUUCUGCAACGCCAGCACUUUUGCACACCCUACCUUCCUCCUCACUGGCUUUCCAGGCCUGAAGGCCUUUCACCAUUGGGUAUCUAUCCCCAUCAACUUGAUCUGUGUGGUUUCCAUCCUGGGCAACAGUAUCAUCCUCUUCCUGAUCCACACAGACCCAGCCUUACACAAACCCAUGUACAUCUUUCUGUUCAUGUUGGCAGCAUCUGAUCUGGGUCUCUGUGCCUCUACCUUCCCCACCAUGGUGCGGCUCUUCUGGCUAGGUGCUUGUGAAUUACCCUUUGACUUCUGUGUAGCACAAAUGUUCUUCAUUCAUGCCUUCACCUUUGUGGAAUCUGGUGUGCUGCUCGCCAUGGCCUUCGAUCUCAUCAUUGCUAUCUGGAACCCUCUGCACUAUGCCACAAUCCUUACCCACUCAGCCAUGGUCAAAGUGGGGACUGCCAUUCUAGUGAGGGCUGUUCUGCUCAAUCUUCCAGGACCCAUCCUCCUGCGGCGUCUGCUCUUUCCCCAGAUCAGCAUACUCUCGCACUGCUACUGCCUGCACUGUGACCUCAUAGGGCUGGCCUGCUCAAACACCGGGGUCAACAGCCUGGUUGGCCUGGUCUCCAUCCUCCUCUCACUGGGCCUUGACUCCUCCCUUAUCAUGCUCUCAUAUGCACUGAUCCUACAGACAGUGCUGGGCAUUGCAUCACCUGGGGAACGGCUCAAGGCACUCAACACGUGUGUCUCACACCUCUGCAUUGUUCUCAUCUUUUAUUUGCCCAAACUGGGUCUGUCUGUAUUGCACCGGGUAGAGAAGCACAGCUAUCCUGCUCUAGCAGUGCUCAUGGCCAACCUGCACUUUGUGGUCCUGCCUUUCAUGAACGCCAUUGUCUACUGCAUCAAGUCUAAGCAGAUCUGCCAGGGCCUCUUAAAGCGUUUCCAACAGAAGAGAGUUGAUGUCUCCUAAAAUAGCAAAAGGACCAAGGGCACCUUGGAAUUCAUAGGGGAGUGAGAGUAAUGGUGAAGAGUUAAUUUCUGAGAUUUCUGAAUGAUCUUACCUUUACUGUUGAGCUCUUUGUGGGGCAUUAUCAGUCUCUACAGUUUUUAGAGACUGAGACUCCAAACCUCCAAAAAAUUAUAAUUUUAGGAGACUGAGAAUUUGAAAUACCACCUUGAUAAUCCUCUCAUUGCUCUGUCUGACUAGAGCCCAACUAUUUUAGUUUCACAUAUGCUGUGACAUCUCCUUACCUAGGGGACUUAACCACACUAACAGAGGAUGUGUGUGUAUAUCUCUUCUUUCCCUAGUUGAUUUUUUGUUUGUUUGUUUUCCCAUUUGAUUUUUAAGCCUAAAGAAAAGAAGAAGUGAUAAACUAUAUUUACCUUUGUACUGGCCUCUCCUCCCAAAUUAUUAUUAAUCAGCUCAUCUACUAAGAAGUAGAAAAGUGGGAGGGGGAGAGGGAAGGAGAGAUACAUACAACAACACUGCACAUGUUGAAUUUAUCAAGCACUUAUUUGCAGCUAAGUUUUCUUUGUGUGUGUCCCUGCUGUGAACUAAAGUUUGGUCCUGCCAAGGCCAGGAAAGCUGCUCCCUAUAACUGUUAUAUAGCACUGGUUUCUUAAGGACCAAUUGUAAGGGUGGAAUAGCUGCUCAUCUCUGAGUGGGAGAAGCAGCCAAUCGACUAGGAUGCAAACUCCAUGAGGGUAGGAAUUCAGGGGCUGUUUUGUUCAAUGAUGUGUCCCAACUUCCAAAAACUGUGCCUACAAUAUAGUAAGUGUCCAAUGCGUAUUGUCGAACAAUUGAGUAGGGAGGAUGAAGGGACAGAAGUUUCUUGUCAGCUGAUACCUCAGAAAGAAAGAGGAUUGGGAGAUAUGAAUGUCUGGAUAUGAGGGUAACAAGCAAUUGAUUGGCAAGAGCAGGAUGAAGUAAAGAUGGAUGUCAGAGACCUUGGGACAAAGUAUGAUUCUCCCUGUGCCACAUGGUCAAGAAGAUGGUUUCUAAUGGCAGAGCUCAGAGGGAAGAUAAGUUUAUUGUGGAGCAUUUUCUAAAGUUGCCUCCCAACUUUCAGGAGGAGACUUAUCUAGAAACUGAAGGAUGUCUCACCCCAUCACUGGCUUUGCCUUUGGUCUGCUAAAUCCUAAAAUGUUCAUAAAUUUUUUAAUGCAUUGGAAUAGGAAUAUUCCUGGUGGAAAAUUACUAC
This is a messenger RNA of Loxodonta africana (African savanna elephant), 2185 nucleotides long. RefSeq names its product olfactory receptor 51H1-like. Gene Ontology annotation, cellular component: plasma membrane. Gene Ontology annotation, molecular function: olfactory receptor activity. The transcript has a single exon. The coding region runs from base 1 to 954 and encodes 317 amino acids. The record is from RefSeq and is a predicted model, not a curated record. NCBI's taxonomy places the organism in Eukaryota, Metazoa, Chordata, Mammalia, Proboscidea, Elephantidae. Gene Ontology annotation, biological process: G protein-coupled receptor signaling pathway.